CCGCGGCCGCGGCCGCUGGCUUCUGGCUGUGGCCAGAGUACGAGAGUCCCAAUAUAAGGCAUGGAAUGCCGGACGAUACCAUGCACGUUCACACUAGGUAUACCCAACCUCGUGUUUUGACGCUCGUUGCUAUUGUGUCUAUCCAAUAUGGGACGCAACCCUGUUGAGACGGAUGCUCCCGAGUACUCGUAUAGUGAUACGAAGAUCGACACGAGUAUCACGAGUAGCAAUACCGGCAUCGACACGCUGCACAUCGACCCAGCGAGUACCACCAGUAACGAUGAGCAGCAGCAGCACAACGCCCGCGUCACCACCGCCGAAACGGUGCUCAUGAAAUUCCUGCGUCCAGGACGAAUGAUCCCGACGCCUUCACAGCGCAAAGUCCUCGACACCGCCGAGACAUUCACCACAGAUAUUGACUCUGUGCCGAUCAAGACGUAUAUCUGGUCCUGUAGAAACGCAGUCACGGUCGCACCCACGGUCCUUCUGAGUCAUGGCUUUCUGUACAAUGCCGCCUCGAUGCUCAAAUUCGUUGCACCGCUGUUACGCGUGGGGUAUAGAGUCGUGACGUGGGACCAUUGCGCGCAUGGCGAGUCUGGAGGCGAUUUCACAGAUCUGCGACUAUGGAUUAAAACGAUUCAGGUCAUGGCUGACGAGUACGCACCGCUCGCUGGCGUCGUGGCAUUCAGCGUGGGGAGUACGGCUGCUUUGACGGCGCUGGCACAGGCACAAUCAUCGAACCAGAAUUUGUGUGUGCCGUCGUUGGUCUGCAUCAAUCCACCGCUGCAGAUGGAUACGGUACUGAAAGGGUUUUUGAGGAUGUAUGGGUAUGAUAAGGCGGCAGUGGCGGAUAUGAUGCCUUUGAUACACGGCGUUGCGAAGGACAAGGAUAUCUAUUUACCGGAACAGGUGCGGGAGGGGUUGCCUGCGCAUGUGGGCUCCGGUGGGCUGGCAAGUACGAGGGUGCUGCUUGUGCAGGAUCGGAAUGAUAGUGUUGCGUCGGUUGGUGAGGCGGAGUGGGUUGUUGAGCUGCUGAGGCGGGGACGGGGGGAUGAGAGUGCGAAUGUGGAGCUUCGGCUAACGGAGAAGCUGGAUCAUGGUGGUGCGUUGGGUGAUGAGGGUGUUGUAAGGCUUGCUACGGAGUUUGUGAUGGGGAAAGAUGGUGGUGUACUGGGGAGGGUUUCGAGGCUGUGAUGAGAAGGGCAAUACAGGAAUUGAUCGUGUAAAUAGCAUGUGAAUCAGGGGGGAAUAAUACCGGAUUAGACUUGACGGUGGGAAUGUGCAAUGAGCUCGCAUUGUCAGCUCUGUGGACCAGGGAGAAUAUACCGGAAUAGACUUG
Molecule: messenger RNA, 1339 nt
Organism: Exophiala viscosa
Lineage: Eukaryota; Fungi; Ascomycota; Eurotiomycetes; Chaetothyriales; Herpotrichiellaceae
Product: Alpha/Beta hydrolase protein
Exons: 1
Coding region: 148-1194 (348 amino acids)
Source: RefSeq, a predicted model, not a curated record